Messenger RNA from Neohortaea acidophila, 921 nucleotides. Its product is annotated as ribonuclease E inhibitor RraA/Dimethylmenaquinone methyltransferase. The transcript has 6 exons. Lineage: Eukaryota; Fungi; Ascomycota; Dothideomycetes; Mycosphaerellales; Teratosphaeriaceae. The coding region runs from base 112 to 798 and encodes 228 amino acids. The record is from RefSeq and is a predicted model, not a curated record.
CUGAUCACGGCUUCAACUCCUCCACACCAGACACCAACGCAUCCAAUCGUUCUGAACUACAUGUACAUAAGUGAUUGACAAACUCCUUGUCGGGAAAGACACGACGACCCAAUGAACACGAAGGCGAUUGUAAAGCGCUUGGAGGCAUUCACGAGCUGUGAUGUCGCCGACGCCCUCCUCAAGCUCAAAGUGCCUCACGGCGGCUUUCUGGCGGGCUUAACAAUGUGGUCACCUCAACGACAAGAAGGGCCAACGAGGAUCGUCGGGCCGGCAUACACCGUGAAAUAUGUGCGCAAGAAUUACGAGAACGAGCCGAAACCGGCUGGGCACUACAUCGACAGCGUGCCCAGCGGCUCCGUGGUCUUCAUUUCGGCUCCGCCUCGAAUGAUCAACGCGUGCUAUGGCGGUCUGAUGAGCAAUCGGGCCAAGUAUCUCGGGGCUGUGGGGACGGUAAUUGACGGACGGCUGAGAGACUUGCAAGAACACCGCGAUCUUCACUAUCCGGUCUUUGCGCGCGAUGUCGGAACUACAGCUCCUCAAGAAGUUGCGCGUGUGAGCGAGGUCAACGCCCCGGUGCGGCUCAACAGCGAGGAGCAGGAUGCCGUGAUCAACCCUGGUGAUAUAUUGAUUGGCGACAUCAACGGCGUCGUUUGCUUACCCCAAGGCUUGGCCGAAAAGGCACUGGAUCUGAUGCAGUCGCAAGUGGAUGCCGAUGUGAAAGUGGCCGCAGAUAUCAACAAGGGAAGGACGGCCGCUGAAGCAAUGAAGGAGCAUAGAGCGAAUGUCAAACAGCCAUAAUGCACAUCCACCGCGUAGUAACAGUCAGCGUCGGAGCGAGCUACUGAUGGUCGAAGUUGAUGCAGAUGAAGUCUAGAAGCAGUGUCAUUGAUCAUAUCUCACUACUCUAGACUGAAAUGCGGC